AUGGCAGUGGGCAAGGCUGGGUCAAAUCAUUCUACACCAUCUUCCCUCACGGAUACCAUAUCACUUUCUUCAAGUGACCGUGACCUUACAGAACUGGGUAUUCCCACAGGCAGAAAUAGAUCCAGCAAAGAAGACACUAACAGUUCUGCAACAAAGGCUUCCGUGUCAGAGGCAGCAAAGGAGAUGGUAGAAAAUGCCUUGCUUAAAAAGCCUGGAGGAGAGGAUAUUCUUGAAGAGUACAAGUCAGAAAAUUCACUAAUGCACCGCACUCGGAGACAGCUUGUCAACAUAUUGGCGAGUGAUAUUACUGAGAGACAUGGUAGGAUUCCUUCCCGUCAGCAGAAGGAGAAGUAUGCCCUGGGAAUUAUUACUCUGUUUCCCUCACUGAAGGAUCCUUUUUCUCCAAAGGGCUAUGAGCAUUUCUAUGAUGGGGAAAAGGGCACUGGAUAUUUAGCGUGGCGCCUCAAAACCAUUUCCAGGACUUCAGGAAAACGGCCAGUCAAGGAAGCCUCAGUGCAUCAAGCACAAGGACCAAAGCGCCAAAGAUCAGCAACCACACUGCCUCAGCAGCUUGAUGGAGAUGCCUGCAGGGAGGCCAUUUCAUUUCUUGUUCACUCGUCUGAUGAAGCAAGUGUAUUUCAGAAGAUGAAGAUGACGUUUCAGCACCGUCAGGACCUAGUGCAUGACCCACAAAGAAGCACAGAUGUCUUCAAAACAUUUCCACGCUUUUUAGAUGUCAAAGGACUGUUGAAUCAAGACUUCCUGCUGCUGUUUGGUGCUGAAACAGCCUCCAAGAUGCUUGAGAAGUGGGACACCUCAUUUAAGCCCAAGGUCAUCAAAGAGGCCAAAAACCUGACUCAGACAUCUGAGCUGUGCCGACUUCUAAAAGCUGCUGAGAAACUCGCAGAGAACAAUGAAACGGACUGGGACAGUGACAUCGCUUCUAUGCUGCUGCUUCUCUAUCUCUUGCCACCCACAGCUGGACGAAAGAGGACCAAAAUAAGUCCAAGUGAUGCAGUGGACAAAAUGGUGCACUUUCAUAAGUCAUGCUGCAGCAUCAAUGAAUAUGUGCAGGAAAGAGAGGGUAAACAACCAUACAUCCUUGCAGUUGGCCGAACCCAAAAGACAAUUGAUACCUUCUACAUCGCCAUUGACAAACAGCUCAUCUUCUGCCAAGCCACCAGCUCAUUGGGUGCUUUUGAUGAACUGUUUAAAUCCCACUAUGUGUUCAACUUGUCUUAUGAUGAGUCCCUGGUCCAUUUCUACACUUUUUUGCAGACAACUGUCUACAACAUUGAUGUAACCACAACAGAUGAGUCUCCAAGAGUUCGUGAGUUGCGGGCAAAACUUUUGAAUGACAUAUGAAUAUGUUCAAAUGUUUCAUUUGUCAAGCAGUGCAUGCUACUGUACCAGGGCCUAAUAACUCGUUUGCGGAUCGGCCACAGUUUCUAUCCAGGCACCAAGUUUAAAUUAGUUUGUGCACAAGACCAUUGUAGGCGUCAGUUUUUAACAUUUUUAGGUUUAAAAAAAACAUUUAGUUAGUGUGCAUAAUAAGGGUUAUUGCCAACAGUGUGAUUUACUUCAUAGUAAACAAGCUUUUGGUUGACCAUUUCAGUCAGCACUUUUAUGCCUACGUGUUUGAAAAAGAUGUGAUAAGCAGACUAUCUUUAAAUUUACAAGCCUUUUGACUAACAAAGUGCUUGUGGAGAUGAUAGCCUUUCUAUUGUACCAUCUCUGUAAAUGUGCAUAGAAUUCAAGUUGUAUGGUGCUUAGAUAUUUUUGUCUUUAUUAAAAAAAGUAGAAUUCUUCGUAUGUUUCUUUUUUCUUGUUUUUCAUUUUCAGAUCAUUGAAUAUAACACAACAGUCAUGAAUACACUUUAAAGUGUUAAUAACACAGAAUGAUUUAAAUUAACACUUUAAGAGUAAGGGAGUAACACGAUAUAGAGUUAAAAAUACACUUUAGAGUGUCAUAAAAUAACACUGUGAAUGUUAGGAAUUAACACCCCCAGUAAAAAGAAAUAACACACGUUUAGUGUAA
Paramisgurnus dabryanus is the source of this 2038-nucleotide messenger RNA. RefSeq lists its product as uncharacterized. Lineage: Eukaryota; Metazoa; Chordata; Actinopteri; Cypriniformes; Cobitidae. The record is from RefSeq and is a predicted model, not a curated record.